AUGGCAUCACACAGACUGUUAGAUCAGGAGGAGGAAGACGCACUCCAUAAAUCCCGCCUCCUCAACGUCGAAGAAAAACCGUUUAAACGCAUUACAAAACGACUCCUCGCACGCGACUCCCUCAUAACCACACCAUUGUCGCUUCCUCCUACACCGCCACCAGAGUCCGGAGUAGAGAAUGACGAUGCUGAAGCCGAACGACAAAAGAAGCUCGAAGAAUGGCGGCAGCUCAAAGAAGCCGUGACGCUCGACUUUGCUGCGUUCGAGAGCAGCAUUGCUCGUAUUCAAUUCCUGUUGACGAAUAACGAGAAGGAGAGGGAGCGAUAUGCAGCGGAGAAAUUGCGCAUCCAGUCUACGGCGCAGGACGUUCGAGACAACACGGCUGAGCUUCGCGUGCAGCUUGAAGCCGCGCAGAAGACGCUAAACCUUCGCAAAACGUACGAUGACCUCACCGAAAAAAUCACGAGUAAUCGGCUCCUUCGACCUCGAGAAGAUCAAAAGGCCAACCUGGAGAAACUCGAAACAGAAAUCUUGGAGUUGGAGAAGGAGAGCAAGGAGUAUGCAAAGACAUGGUCCGAAAGACGCGAGCAGUUCGGCCGCAUCGUCGAAGAAGGAAUGCAGCUGCGCCGCUUGAUUCGGGACGAGAAAGAAGAGGUCGAGCGCAGAGAGGGGAUGCAAGAAGGGGAUGACGGCGAUGCCGGAGACGGAGAAGAUGAAUCGAAAGGGCGAGCCAGUAAUGCCAACUCGCCUCGACCAGAUUCUGAAUCUCAAACAGGCGAAGAUACUUCCUCUGGCAGAUUACAGGUGGAAAGGUUGCAAACAGAUACAGUGGGUGCCGCAUCUCCACUACGACAGUCCAUGUCUGCGGCCGAAGAGAAGGCUGAGAACGAUAUCAACAUGGCGGACGAAGGGGAGGUCGAUGAGCUCGAGGAAGGCGAGGCUGACGAAAGGGAUGAUAAGAUGGAUACUACAUAG
Molecule: messenger RNA, 975 nt
Organism: Talaromyces rugulosus
Lineage: Eukaryota; Fungi; Ascomycota; Eurotiomycetes; Eurotiales; Trichocomaceae
Exons: 2
Coding region: 1-975 (324 amino acids)
Biological process (GO): mRNA processing
Cellular component (GO): THO complex part of transcription export complex
Source: RefSeq, a predicted model, not a curated record